Parnassius mnemosyne (clouded apollo) is the source of this 1257-nucleotide messenger RNA. Lineage: Eukaryota; Metazoa; Arthropoda; Insecta; Lepidoptera; Papilionidae. The record is from the annotation of a GenBank genome assembly.
AUGCUGGCGUUGAACACAUUUAUUUUAAUUGCGUGCAUUGCUUUUGCUCAUGGUUCUUUGUGUCCGAAGCAAUGUGACUGUGACAUGGAAAAUGGGUUGAAUAGAGCGACGUGUGUGGAUCAAAAUAUUGUCAGCGUAGGAAUCGAUGUGCCGCGUGAAGUGCAAGUGUACAGUCUAAGUCAUAAUGCGAUUAACGAGUUGGACAACUUUUGUUUCAAAGAACUCGGCUACACAUCAAUCCGAAUACUGAAUCUAUCAUAUAAUCUAAUUUUUUGGAUUGGACUGCAUGCAUUUUCCGGUCUAGAUAAUUUGAUUUACCUAGAUCUGAGUACAAACAGACUACGAUAUAUACCACCGGAUCUGUUCUGGGAUACACCGCAACUGGACACACUAGAUUUGUCGGGAAAUGUUUUUGAAUCUCUCAAGAAUGAACCUUUCCUAAUGCAUACGAAGCUGCAGAUAUUAAACCUUAACAAUUGUCGCAUUAAGGCGUUGCCCGAGAGACUGUUUACACGACUUCCAAAUUUAAAAAAGCUAGACUUAAGUGAUAAUUACAUGAUUUCUAUAAAUUUUGAAGUGUUACGACCUUUAAAAAAAUUGGAAAGAGUAGAACUGCGAAACGAGUAUUGGCAGUGUAAUCCCGCUUUUAUCGCCGUCGAAUCUUGGAUUGUAUCUCGCGGUAUAACUUAUUCCAAGCAAUGCAAAAAGAAACUCCCAAAGAUGUCGGAGAAAAUGAUUUCAGUUGUUACACCGGAGAAAGAGGCAGUUGAUGUGGAUCGGGUUUGGAAUAUCACAAAAAGUGAAAAUAAAACGAUUCCGUCGGAUGUUCCUACGAGGUCUCUCACGCCGUUUGAAAAGUUCGACAAAGAUUUCUCAGCGGUUCAAGCGUUUGUUAUGGGGUUAGAAGUGGGACUCGCCAUAGGUGUAGUCGGAACUUAUGUUUGGCUGCGACAGUUUUGUAAAUGUGGUAGUUUGAUGUGUUUGCGAAGUGACAAUAGUAGACCACGUAGACGAAAUCAUAGAUUAGCCGAUGGUGAUAUGAGAACGAAUUUGCUGUUAAGCAACAUCUUAAAUCCGGAUUUGGAAACGCCUCCACUGUAUAGACGGCAGCUUUCGUUGCCGGAGAGGAAUGCACCGUUUCCAGCGUACGGCGUACCCGGCGUUAGGGAGCCAAUGUUGCAUGCAGAUGCAAUUAGAGUUCCGAACCGCGCUGAGACCCCUCCUCCGCCUUAUAACGAAUGUCGGAUUAAUGUUUAA